AUGGGUCAAUCAAGAGCUUUCAGUGCUCCAGGGAAGGCGUUGAUAGCGGGUGGAUACUUGGUAUUAGAUCCAAUUUACAAUUCAUAUGUUACAGCAUUGUCAUCUCGAAUGCAUUCUAUUGUGGAAUCCGAUAUCACCACCUCGACUAAUGGAAGGAGGAUCAAGAUUUCAUCACCCCAAUUCAAACAAGGUGAAUGGGAGUAUAUAAUUGAUGGUGACAAGUACUUUAAGGAUUUGAAAGAGAUUAAUGGAAGAAAGAAUCCCUUUAUAGAAGCUACCAUUGCUACUAUCUUAAGUUAUAUUCAACCUAAACAUAAUUUCAAUAUCAAUAUAACCAUUUAUUCUGAUGCUGGAUAUCAUUCUCAAGAAAACACUGUUUCAGAAGUAUCUUCCAAUGGUCAUAAACAAUUCUUAUACCAUGAAAAAGCAAUCAAUGAAGUGGCAAAGACAGGAUUAGGAUCAUCCGCAGGUUUAGUCACAGUAUUAACCAUUGCAUUAUUAUCAUACUUUGAACCUCAAUUCAAUACUAAUACUUCUAAACAUAUUGUUCAUAAUUGUGCUCAAAUAGCUCAUUGUUAUGCUCAAAAGAAGAUUGGAUCAGGAUUUGAUGUGGCAGCUGCUGUAUAUGGAUCCAUUAUAUAUAAGAGAUUUCAACCAUCAUUAAUUGAGCCAUUCUUAACAGGUGAUAAUGUGAAUAAUAUAGACGAAUUAAAAAGUUUGAUUGAAUCUGAAUGGGAUUUCAAUCAUGAUCAAUGUACUUUACCACCUAAAAUCAGAUUAUUAAUGGGUGAUAUUGAAGGGGGAUCUGAAACUCCUAAAUUAGUAAGUAAGAUCUUAAAUUGGAAACGUGAAAAACUUGAAGAGAGUGAUUUAUUAUAUCAUAAUUUGAAUGCAAGUAAUGAGAAUUUAAUUAAGGUCUUACAUGAUUUACAUCAAUUUUAUAAUCAAGAUCCAGAAAAGUAUAUCACCGAAAUAAACCAAUCACAUACUUCAUCAUCAUCGCCUCAAUUCAAAGCAUUAUCGGAUGCUAUCAAUCAAAUCAGAUUAAACUUACAAUCAUUAACCAAACUAUCAGGAGCAGAUGUUGAACCAGAAUCACAAACAGAAUUACUUGAUAAUUGCAAUUUAUUAGCAGGUAGUUUUGGAGGAGUAGUUCCAGGAGCAGGAGGAUACGACGCGAUAUGUUUAUUAGUGAUUGAUCAAUAUAUUGAAGAUAUUAUUAAAGAAACGAAACAUGAUGAAAAGUUUAAGAAUGUUACAUGGUUGAAUUUACAUGAAGAAGAAGAAGGUGUUAAACAAGAGAAUGUAGAAGAUUACAUUGGAUUGUAA
Messenger RNA from Scheffersomyces coipomensis, 1329 nucleotides. It is a transcript of the gene ERG8, whose product is annotated as phosphomevalonate kinase. Gene Ontology annotation, biological process: ergosterol biosynthetic process; isopentenyl diphosphate biosynthetic process, mevalonate pathway. Gene Ontology annotation, molecular function: phosphomevalonate kinase activity; ATP binding. The record is from RefSeq and is a predicted model, not a curated record. Gene Ontology annotation, cellular component: peroxisome. The transcript has a single exon. Bases 1 to 1329 code for a protein of 442 amino acids. Lineage: Eukaryota; Fungi; Ascomycota; Pichiomycetes; Serinales; Debaryomycetaceae.